UGCACAACUCGAGAGCUCAGCAACACCGUCCGUGUCUGCUUUCUGUCUGCGUGGGGAAAAAGACAAGAAGAGAAAAAUGCCUUUCACACGCUCCAAGAGUGCAACAUCCCAGCCUCCCUCCACCAGGAUGAGUUUGAGGAGCUUCCGCUGCGUCCCCCUGGUUACCAUGGAGACAUCCUCCUCUUCCUCCGACGACAGCUGCGACAGUUUUGGGUCCGAUGGGGGCUUCGCAAACACGAGGAGCAGCUCCCGACUGUCGAGGCGGACGGUUGACAAGCCGAACGUUCUGGAGACAACUGCAAAGGAAGAUGUGUGCACUGGGUUUGAGGAGGAGCUCAUAAACACUCGGAUGAAAGCGAUGAAAGUAGAUCCUGAUUCUGAGCCUGCGAGACGCGGCCGCAGGUCCAGCCUCCUGAAGGUGGCCAUGGUCUUCCCCACCAGGAAGGCGGGCUCUAAAAGGCCUGCGUCCGAACCCCUCCCUCAACCUCAAGUACUGGACUCUGAUGAGGAAGAGGAGAACUUCAUGGCCAAGAGAGCCCUGAAUAUUAAAGAGAACAAAGAAAUGCUCGCAAAUCUGAUGGCAGAGCUCAACAAACUACCAGGACUCUUCCCCAAACGAGGGACUGCUGCACCCGCAACGACCAGACGUGCGCCUCGGCGCUCAAUGCUCGAACCUUUGAGGAGGAACUCUGAGCGUCUGUGUCGCCCUCACACUCGCUCCCGCACGCUAGUGCACGGCCCGCCCAGCUCGACGGCCGAGGAGGAGGCGCCGGAGGACAAGUUCGGCCUGGUGCGACGAAGUCGUUACUGCGAGGAAGUGGACGAGCCGGUCCGCCGGCGCUCAUGCAAUGGCACCAAGGCCCUCCCUCACGUGGUGCGACCUGUGGAGGAGGUCACCGAGGAGGAGCUGGAGUGCGUUUGCCUCAACGCGAGGGAGAAGGUGUACCACAGCGUCAAUGGGAGCACUUGUCACCAAUGCCGGCAGAAAACAGUCGACACCAAAACCAACUGCCGCAAUCCAGAGUGCGUCGGCGUCCGGGGUCAAUUCUGUGGCCCGUGCCUUCGCAACCGCUACGGGGAAGAAGCGCGAGACGCUCUGCUGGACGCGGAGUGGCGCUGCCCGCCGUGCCGGGGCAUCUGCAACUGCAGCUUCUGUCGAGCUCGACAAGGCCGCCGCGCCACUGGAGUCCUGGUCUACCUGGCCAAAUAUCACGGCUUUGACAAUGUCCACGCCUACCUGAGAAGCUUGAAGAAGGAGCUAGAAGGGAUGAGCGAGUGAUGAGCAGCCAAUGGAGAUGCUCGACUGCAAACUUUGACCCUUAAGUGCUCACAGAUGAUCAGGUUUUCAACUCUUGGAUGUUCAUUUGCAAUGAAUACCAGAGUUGAUCAUAUGGGAUACCGAGCAAGUUUUGAUGAACUGCUAUUUUAUGCAUGCUUCAUGGCAUUGCUUUGGAUUGAAGUCAUGCUUUUUUUUUUUUUUUUUUUUUUACUGUUCAAAUUGCGACUACAUGUUUUGCUUCCUAUUUUACAUUUCAAUGGCAGCCUGUUAAGGCAACACUUGUUAGGUGUAUGUUCACACUGCAGGUCAAUUCUGAUCUCCCCCCACUGCCUGUCCCCCCUUUUUUUUUUUUUUCUUUCUCUUCUUUCAUGUCAAUGUGAACAUGUAACUGACAUGAGUGCAGUAUGAACGCGCAGGUUGCACUCAUCCCGCCAAUGUAAUUAAAAGGCAACAAAAGUCACAAACGGGAACAGGCGGCUGAAGCACUGGAAAACAGUCAGUGGUGAAAAGAUGCUUUACAACUGAUAAACUUAAGAAAAUGUUGACUCUGGUUGCACAAAAACCUUGAAAUUGCAACCAUAAUUGAGCCAAUUAUAGCAAGUAAAAUUGGAUAAUUUCCCGUGGAAUGCCUGGUAGCGAAUCGCUGCUUUAAGCCACUAAGAUGUGUGUCCAUUUUAUAGUUAGAACGGCUGUCUUGUACAUUGUUUUAAAUGUCGAUUUCACACACAUGUGGUCUGUGGAUGUGCCUUAUUUUCAUUCUAGUUUCCUGUAAGUGGGUUCACUUGCUAAAAGAGUGAGACCUGUUAGCUUUCCCGGGGGUGUCCUGUGGAAGGGCACAGGCCCGGGUGCACCGCUCGCCACGCGGUGAUGGCGAGGAGCUCGGCGUGAUGUACUGUACCGCUCAUAUCGCCUUCAUUAGAUAACCGUCGCUAAUGGUGUGGAAACAAUUAGCGCGCGCUAAUGGGACUCUUGUACCUGUAAAUCAUUUCAUCCUGUGCUCUGGCUCAUUUUGUGCUCAUCCUUGUGAUUCUGGACACGAGAUGACUGGAAUUUCACCUUUUGUAUGACUGCUUUGAGCCAUAAUUCAGCUCGGGUUGGGUCAUUUUGGUUAUAUUCCACGGCUUGUAAUGUGCUUUCUGAACUGUAAAUUUUUUAAAAUUAAAAUGUACA
Messenger RNA from Phycodurus eques (leafy seadragon), 2449 nucleotides. RefSeq names its product cell division cycle associated 7a (gene cdca7a). Gene Ontology annotation, biological process: regulation of DNA-templated transcription. The record is from RefSeq and is a predicted model, not a curated record. The transcript has 10 exons. NCBI's taxonomy places the organism in Eukaryota, Metazoa, Chordata, Actinopteri, Syngnathiformes, Syngnathidae. Gene Ontology annotation, cellular component: nucleus. The coding region runs from base 77 to 1279 and encodes 400 amino acids.